AUGACAUCCCUGGUCCCCGCAUUAGAUCUCAUCGCAGCUCGUGAUUCGAUUAAAUCUACGACGGCCAAGAUCCCCGUAUCACCUACUACAGUAGUAACCUUGGUUGCUCUUACCAUUGUGCUGACCAUCAAAGUAUCUUACAGAGAUUUUUUGAUUUUUUUGAAAGGUCCGGUGACAAGUUAUCCUGAGGAGUCUGGAGCUCGAGGACCAACCGCAGGAUAUGGGGAAAAAGAUCUUCCACCUUACAAUGGUGAUGAUAGCCAGUCUGAAGGACUAGUCCUCGAAAAUGUCGACGGUCUCAAACGUCGACUUUCCGGGAGACAAAUUCAAAUGGUCACGAUUGGCGGUUCAAUUGGUACAGCCUUAUUCGUAUCCAUUGGAUCGGGGCUUACACAAGGUGGACCGGGAUCUUUAUUCAUUGCUUUCAUCUUAUACAGUUGUUUUCUUGGAUUAGUAAACAACUGUAUGGCCGAGAUGUCCAUUUUCAUGCCGGUCAGUGGGAGUUUUGUGAGGAUGGGGAGUAAAUGGGUUGACGAAGCCUUUGGGUUUAUGUUGGGGUGGAAUUUCUUCCUUUAUGAAGCUAUAUUGAUUCCGUGGGAGAUUAGCGCAUUGAAUUUGGUGUUGACCUUUUGGAGUAUCAUCAACCUCUUUGCUGUUAAGUGGUAUGGAGAGAGUGAAUUUUGGCUUUCUGGUGGCAAGGUGGUGUUAAUAGCUAUGAUAUUUUCCUUCACAUUCAUUACAAUGGUGGGAGGAAAUCCAAAACAUGAUGCUUAUGGAUUCCGUUACUGGAAAGAACCUGGUGCUUUUGCCGAAUAUGUCACCACGGGGACUUUGGGAAGAUUUGAAGGAUUUCUCGCCGCAUUAUGGAAAGCCGCAUUCACCAUUGUUGGUCCCGAAUACAUUGCCAUGAUGUCAGGAGAAGCCUCUCAUCCAAGAAAAAAUCUCAAACGAGCUUUCAAGACAAUUUACUGGAGGUUUGGUGUUUUCUUCAUCGGAGGAGCCCUAGCAUGCGGAAUAGUCUUACCAUACAACGAUAAGAAAUUAAUAGCUAUCCUUUCAAGUGGUGGCUCAGAAACUGGAACCGCAGCUUCAAGUCCUUAUGUCAUUGCCAUGCAAAAUCUAGGAAUUGGUGUGCUACCGCAUAUCACAAAUGCGUUACUUGUGACGAGUAUAUUUUCCGCUGGUAACUCUUAUGUGUAUUGCGCAUGUCGUACGUUAUACAGUCUCUCACUCGACGGUCACGCCCCACGUUUCCUCCGAAAAUGUACCAAAUCUGGUGUUCCAAUCUAUUGUUUUUGCGUUACCAUGAUCUUUCCAUUUUUAAGUUUCCUUGCCGUAGGUAGUAGUUCGGCACAAGUCAUCACUUGGCUUGCGAACCUUACCGAAGCUUCGCAAAUCAUAGAUUAUAUUUGCAUGUGUACUAUCUAUAUAUUUUUCUACCGAGCAUUGAAGGUACAAGGUAUUGAUAGAAGCACUUUACCAUAUGUAGGUUGGUAUCAACCUUAUUGUGCGUGGGCUGGUCUCGCAGCAAUGAUCUUUACUGUGGGAUGUUAUGGAUAUACUACAUUUUUGCCUGGAUGGUGGGAUACCGGAACAUUCUUCUCCUACUAUACCAUGGUAUUCGUCUGCCCAAUUCUAUACAUAGGAUGGAAAGUCCUCAAGAAGACCAAGUUUGUCAAGCCAGAAGAGGCAGAUCUUGUCUGGGAAAGACCAAUUAUCGAUGCUUAUGAAGCGAGUGUAGCGGAAAAACAUAUAUCAUUUUGGGGGGAAGUCAAAAUUAUGAUGGGUUUUGGAAAGAUGGAAGAGCAUCUGGAGUGA
Molecule: messenger RNA, 1818 nt
Organism: Sclerotinia sclerotiorum 1980 UF-70
Lineage: Eukaryota; Fungi; Ascomycota; Leotiomycetes; Helotiales; Sclerotiniaceae
Exons: 9
Coding region: 1-1818 (605 amino acids)
Biological process (GO): amino acid transmembrane transport
Cellular component (GO): membrane
Molecular function (GO): amino acid transmembrane transporter activity
Source: RefSeq, a predicted model, not a curated record